CAAACAAUAUAUAAGUAGUCGGGUUGCAAACGGAGUAUGGACCGGACACAAAGGAGAUCGAUGGAUCAAACCCGGUGAAAGAAAAGAAAAAUACUACUCCUCAGUAAUAAUAAGGACGGCCGGGCCGGAAAAGGAUUUAAGGGAUAUCAGAAGAAGAAGAUUGUGAGGUCAGGAUGAUAGUUGAGAGGUGGAGGAACGCCGGCGCCGCCAUUGCCAGCUUCCUCUUCGUUUGGAAGAUUGUACGGAAAUACUUGCCGCCGGGGCUGCUUAACAUCGUGAAGAGAUGGACGCGGAAGUGGAGUGUGCUUUUCAACCCCUACGUACAAAUCUCAAUCGACGAGUAUAUCAAGAAGAAUAUGGGGCCUCACGCCGCCUAUGCGGCGGUGGAGGCUUACCUCAGCUCUAUCAAGUCCGUCAAAGAAGUCAACAGACUCAAAGCUCAGAUGGUGGGCGGCGGUGAGAACCAGCAGCUCCUCACGUUGAGCAUAGAUGCCGAUGAGAGGGUGGAUGACGAGUUCCGCGGGGCGAGCGUAGAGUGGGUUUCUGCCUCCCGAAAACCGCCACCGCAACUCAAGGAGUCUCCGUGGCAGCCGUCGGAGAAGAGGUGUUACAAUCUCAUUUUCCACAAGAAGUACCGGGACUUGAUCACAGACUCGUAUCUGGAUCAUGUGAUAAGAACCGGGGAAGAGUGGCAGGCGCGGUGUCGGAAGCAAAUGUUGUUCACAAAUGGCGGGUCCGGGAAGGCUCCGUGGAAGCAUGUCCCGUUCGAUCAUCCCGCGAGCUUUGAGAAUCUCGCGAUGGAUACAAAGAAAAAGAUGGAGCUAGUGGAGGACUUGGUGGCAUUCAAGGAGGGGAAGGACUUCUACCGGAGGAUCGGGAGAGCGUGGAAGCGCGGGUAUUUGCUCCACGGCCCUCCCGGAACCGGGAAAUCCACUCUCAUCGCAGCAAUGGCCAACUUGCUUCACUAUGACAUCUAUGACCUGGAGCUGACCUCGGUGAGUGACAACACUCACCUCAAGCAGCUCCUGGCGGAGACGACGGGCAAAUCCAUCCUCGUGAUCGAGGACAUUGAUUGCUCGCUCGACCUCACUGGAAAUAGAAUGAUGCAACACAAGGCAUCCACCGAGGAUGCCUCUGUUGCCCGCAACAAGAGCAACAACAGCGGGAGUAAAGUGACAUUGUCGGGGUUGCUGAAUUUCAUAGACGGGUUAUGGUCCUCGUGCAGCGAGGAGCGGAUAAUUGUAUUCACUACUAACCACGUGGAGAAAUUAGAUCCGGCCCUAACCCGGAGGGGGAGAAUGGACAAGCACAUCGAGCUGUCUUAUUGUACGUUUGAGGGAUUCAAAGUGCUAGCCAGGAAUUACCUCCAACUGGAAGAUCACCCCAUGUUUGAAUCCAUCAAGGAGUUGCUCAUGAAGGAGACCAAUAAGAUCACACCUGCGGAUGUUGCUGAAAACCUCAUGCUCAUGACAUCCUCCUCGUGUCUUCAUCAUGACGCUGCAAACAGGUGCCUCCAAAACUUGGCUCAAGCACUCCAACAAGCCAACCCAAAUGAAAGAAUACAUCAACUUAUGGAUUAAGUGACAUACCGAGUAUUGUAUUUACCGAGUAAAGCACCAAAAUUAGAAUUCAUGUUUCAAAAUUGGUGUGAAAACUACGGUUGUCAUUUAAAAAUGUGGUACUGUACUUACCAUUCAUUUAAUUGGUCCAAAUCAUUCUACUCAUUUGAUUGGUACCGCAACAUUAUGAUUAUUUCAUGUAAAUAAAGGUAUGGUACCUUCAAGGUAUCAUAGAAUUUACCUUUAAGCUUUUACAAUAAUUAAAACUAAAAAGAUGAGAGUAGAAAAUAUCCUUUUUAGGGUUGAACUUUGAGACAAUCAUCAUGUACUUCAUACUAUUAUCUUUUUCAAUAUAUGACUAGUAUUUUUUUCUUCUAAA
Cuscuta epithymum is the source of this 1938-nucleotide messenger RNA. The record is from the annotation of a GenBank genome assembly. Lineage: Eukaryota; Viridiplantae; Streptophyta; Magnoliopsida; Solanales; Convolvulaceae.